This is a messenger RNA of Neltuma alba, 1587 nucleotides long. RefSeq names its product 26S proteasome regulatory subunit 4 homolog B. The record is from RefSeq and is a predicted model, not a curated record. Lineage: Eukaryota; Viridiplantae; Streptophyta; Magnoliopsida; Fabales; Fabaceae. Bases 58 to 1398 code for a protein of 446 amino acids. Gene Ontology annotation, molecular function: ATP hydrolysis activity; ATP binding. The transcript is spliced from 6 exons.
AUUCCCUAUUUCCCUUCUCUGCUCUCACUUUUUCGGCACGCCUGCGAUUUACAAAUUAUGGGUCAGGGAACUCCGGGUGGUCUCAAUCGUCAAGGUCUUCCGGGAGACCGGAAACAGGAUGGUAGUGGCAAGAAGGAGAAGAAGUUUGAGCCGGCGGCACCGCCGGCACGUGUCGGUCGUAAGCAGCGAAAGCAGAAGGGACCGGAGGCGGCGGCUCGUCUGCCUACAGUGACGCCUCUGACUAAGUGUAAGCUCCGGCUGUUGAAGCUUGAGCGAAUCAAGGAUUACUUGUUGAUGGAGGAAGAAUUUGUGGCCAAUCAGGAGCGUCUCAAGCCUCAGGAGGAGAAGGCCGAGGAGGACAGAUCCAAAGUCGAUGACCUUAGGGGUUCGCCUAUGAGCGUUGGUAACUUGGAGGAGCUUAUAGACGAGAACCAUGCCAUUGUUUCGUCUUCGGUCGGGCCGGAGUACUACGUGGGAAUCUUGUCCUUUGUGGAUAAGGAUCAAUUAGAGCCUGGAUGUGCAAUUUUGAUGCACAAUAAGGUGCUUUCCGUUGUUGGGCUUCUUCAAGAUGAAGUUGAUCCAAUGGUCUCCGUUAUGAAGGUUGAGAAAGCUCCUUUGGAAUCUUAUGCUGACAUUGGUGGUUUAGAUGCUCAGAUACAGGAAAUCAAGGAAGCAGUUGAGCUUCCCCUGACACAUCCUGAGCUAUACGAAGACAUCGGUAUCAAGCCUCCUAAGGGGGUCAUAUUAUAUGGGGAACCUGGAACAGGGAAGACUUUGCUUGCAAAGGCUGUGGCAAACUCUACAUCAGCAACAUUUUUACGUGUUGUUGGUAGUGAAUUGAUACAGAAAUACUUGGGUGAUGGUCCAAAGCUUGUGAGGGAACUUUUCAGAGUUGCUGACGAUCUUUCCCCUUCGAUUGUCUUCAUUGAUGAAAUUGAUGCUGUAGGUACAAAGAGGUAUGAUGCCCACUCUGGUGGGGAGCGUGAAAUUCAAAGGACAAUGUUGGAGUUGUUGAACCAGUUAGAUGGUUUUGAUUCAAGAGGAGAUGUUAAAGUGAUUCUAGCUACCAACAGGAUUGAGAGUCUUGAUCCUGCUUUACUGCGACCUGGUCGUAUAGACAGGAAGAUAGAAUUUCCUCUUCCUGAUAUCAAAACAAGGAGACGCAUCUUCCAGAUACAUACAUCGAGGAUGACGUUAGCUGAUGAUGUCAACUUGGAAGAAUUUGUCAUGACUAAGGAUGAGUUCUCUGGUGCUGAUAUAAAGGCAAUUUGUACUGAAGCUGGCUUACUUGCGUUAAGAGAACGCCGUAUGAAGGUAACGCAUGCGGAUUUCAAGAAGGCAAAAGACAAGGUGAUGUUCAAGAAGAAAGAAGGGGUGCCAGAAGGACUUUAUAUGUGAAAUAUAAUCUUGCGCCAUUUCAGACUUGGUUCUAAUGCUAUUGUUCAGCCAAAAAUUUUUAUUUGUUUGCGUCGUGGAGAUUCAUCCGCACUAGUUGUUGGGCAUGACAGCAUGGUAUUUGAAUGUGAACUAUAUUGAAAUUUAGUUGAUCAUUUUGUUCACUGUUAAUUUCUAGUCUCAUUAGCUAAU